AUGGCUGCUAAGUCCCCGGACGAGGCCGCCGCGGCGGACCAGGAGUCCGAGGACGACCUGAGCGCCUCGCGCACGUCGCUGGAGCGCCAGGCCCCGCACCGCGGCAACACCAUGGUGCACGUGUGCUGGCACCGCAACACCAGCGUGUCCAUGGUGGACUUCAGCGUCGCCGUGGAGAAUCAGCUGUCCGGGACUCUGCUGAGGAAGUUCAAGAACAGCAGUGGGUGGCAGAAGCUGUGGGUGGUGUUCACGAACUUCUGCCUGUUCUUCUACAAGUCUCCCCAGGACACGCACCCCCUGGCCAGCCUCCCUCUGCUCGGCUACUCGCUGACCAUUCCCUCGGAGUCGGAGGACAUCCACAAGGACUACGUGUUCAAGCUGCAUUUCAAGUCCCACGUGUACUACUUCAGGGCUGAAAGCGAAUAUACAUUUGAAAGGUGGAUGGAGGUGAUCCGCAGUGCGACGAGCUCCGCCUCCCGCGCCCACAUCCCGAGUCACAAAGAGUCUCACGUCUACUGAGGGCAGGACACGAGUGUCGCGGGGCUCGGCCGUGGCUGCGUCCCUGGGAGACCCUGCGUGUGCCCUGUAUUAAUGAAGCCUAGUAAAAUUAACACCCGUCUGGAACCCCAGAGCGUGGUCGUACAGCAGCUCUCCUCGGUCUCCACGACACCGCGUUUACCCUUGUCUCUCCGAGCGGAACGGUGCUCCCGGGGGGGAGGGGGGGGCUCCGCGUCUGUCGUCCUCCCGGUGGGCUGUCUCCAGCUCGUGCCGGUAUUAAAGCCUUGUCACUAAGAGAGCGCCACAUGACCGUUUUUCUUCCGCAGCUGCACCUUAAAAGCAGUACGACCAUAUCCGUUCAGCCGAAAGACAGGGCAAGUGUCUUAAAAAAAAAAAAAAAACUUUUAUUUUGAUUUCUAGGCUGGUGCGUUUUAAAAAAAAAAAAAAAAAAGAUUUUCCAAUGUUUGUGAUACACGUGGCAGAGUCUUAAGCAAAUGAGAUCAUUUUCAGAUUUCGGUUUUUCAAUCUUUCUACUUUUAUAAUAAUAGCAGGUUAGUAGGACGUACUUCUUUGAUCACCAUAAGCAGUCUGCAGCUCACUGCGUGCGUUCCCCUCGGGGCACCAGGCUCCGCCGAGACGCUGCUCCCGGCGCGAGCGGACCCGCGAGCGGACCAACCCGUCUCCGUGACUCCUCUUUACGAAGCGUGGCGGGCUGUCGUCCGUGCGGAGCAGCGAUCGGCACGGGGCCCGCGCUGCCGCCGUCCUAGGAGCGGUGUGUGCGGUGGGAGAGCUCAGCUGUGCUGUUUGUGGUCUGUCUCCCAAGCAUGAGGACCUGGGUGUCAGUGACCAGGGCCAUUUGUGGUCUGUGACGCUCAGAGGGUCUCUGUGAGCUGCCCCCAUGCUCGUACCCGUAUCCCGCGACUGGGGUUGGGGACUGCACAUUCGGUAGUAGUAUAUAUCGUGCCCGUCUUCAAGAACAUUCUUUUCUCCUGUUUGUACUCAUCCCCCCUCCCCCCCAGGCAUGGGGUCAUCAACAGUGACCUUGCGCAUCCGUGACAGUCGGACUACACAGGGAACAGGGCUCCAGGACCUGCUGGGCCCACUAGUCAAAAUCCGUUUGCCUCUUCUCUGCGGAGAUCGGGUGGCUGCUAGUCCCUAGUGUCCUUAAACCCCUUCUGACACAGUCCGGAGGGGGCGGCCCCCGGCACCUGCACCCCAGCCCCGCGGCCCGGCGCGGCGGAGCCGGACCUGGACCCACGGACGAGGAGCUCGAGAUGUGUUCGUUAUCAUUUGCCUUACGACGUGUACCAGAUGGUUUCAAGUACUAACAAAAGGGAAUAAAAAUACCUCACGCCACAAUCCAGCAUAUUGAAGUUUUAAGGCAAAACAUCA
Leptonychotes weddellii (Weddell seal) is the source of this 1890-nucleotide messenger RNA. NCBI's taxonomy places the organism in Eukaryota, Metazoa, Chordata, Mammalia, Carnivora, Phocidae. The record is from RefSeq and is a predicted model, not a curated record.